AUAUAUCUGACUGCCCCCACGACAGCAUGCUUGAGAUGGCGUGUCUGCUAUGUGUCAGCGCCCGUAGAGCGCGCAGCUUGGUAGUAAAAGACGCGACGUGGAGGGCAAGCCUGUAAGACGAUACAGUAUGGCAGCUCACGACAUUCCUCCCGCUGAGGUGGUGGCGUCCACCAGUGACGAGAACAAGCUCGCGCAAUUUGGUUACAAACAAGAGUUGAAGCGAGACUGGGGCUUGACGCAUAAUUUUGGCGUGUCGUUCUCGAUCAUUAGUGUCAUUACGGGGAUUACAACACUGUUUAGCUAUGGACUUAACACGGGAGGCCCGGGGGUUAUGUCUGUUGGGUGGAUUAUUGUCUCUUUCUUCACAAUGACAGUUGCUAUUGCGAUGGCCGAGAUCGUUUCAGCAAUUCCCACAGCUGGCGGGCCCUAUUAUUGGGCAGCUUUAUUGGCCCCUCCUAAGCAAUCCGCCUUUGCAGCAUGGAUGACUGGCUGGUUUAACUUUCUGGGACAGGUCGCUGUAACAACUGGUAUCUCUUUUGGCCUUGCAGGGCUGAUCGCGACGGCAGUGACGGUCAAGAACCCCGACUACGAGUCCACUCCAGCAAAGACUGUUGGCAUCUAUGCCGCGGUCCUGGUAUCGCAUGGUCUGGUCAACUCCUUCGGUGUGCACACCCUACGCUUCCUCAAUAACACCAGUAUUGUCCUCCACUCCGCCGGCGUCACUGCGCUCUGCAUCGCUGUCCUCGCCAAAGCUCCAUGGCAUCAGCCUGGGUCCUUCGUGUUUGGCUUCUUUUAUGAUGGUACUGGCCUGGAAGGAGUGGGCUGGAGUGAACGGGCAAGCCCUGCCUAUGUCAUGGUGUGCGGUGCCUUAUUAUCACAGUACACGUUGACCGGGUUUGAUGCAUCAGCUCACCUGUCUGAGGAAACAAGAAAUGCAUCGUGGGCGGCACCGAUUGGCGUCAUCUCUUCUGUCGGCUUCAGCGCUAUUUUUGGGUUCUUCGUCAUGAUGUCGCUGCUCUUCUCGAUCCAGAGUUUCGACGAUGUCAUCAAUAGCGAGAUAAACUACGGCUCACCGGUACUCAAGAUUUUCGUUGACAUUUUCGGAGAAGAUGGUGCGCUCGCACUAUUCACACUGAUUAUGGUUUGCGUCUGGCAUUGUGGUCUCUUCUCGAUGACGUCCAACAGCCGGAUGAUGUUCGCCUUUGCUCGCGAUGGUGGAAUCCCGUCGUUCUUCCACAAAGUGGACAACCGUUUUCGCAGUCCGAUCCGUACCAUCUGGCUGGCUGCAACCCUUAGUUUCAUUCUGUCGCUCCCCAGUCUCGGUUCAAGUGUGGCUUUCUCUGCUGCCACCAGCAUUGCAACUAUUGGUCUCUACAUAUCCUACGGUCUCCCUAUUAUGAUUGGACUUAUCUGGCAUAAACCGUUUACUUCCAUGAAAGGCCCUUUCAACCUGGGAGUUCUAAGUCGACCCAUUGCUGCCACAGCGUGUGCUUGGAUUAUGGCAAUUACUGUUGUAUUCUGCUUACCAACGAGUAAUCCAGUGUCGGAUCAGACUUUGAAUUAUACUGUUGUAGCUGUGGGCAUAAUCGCCAUAGGCGCAAGCGGUACAUGGGUCAUCAGCGCAAGAAAAUGGUUUAUUGGACCAGCAGCAGAAGUUGCCGAAGCUAUGAGACUUGGUGUCGAUCCUUUGGAGCCAGGUGCUUUGGAGAGGGCUGAAGAAGAAAUUAAGGGGAAGCAAGCUGGUACCGACCGUAUAAGCGAGUGACCAAUCUUUCGGAUGAUAUUCGAAGGGGCCAAGUUCACUUCGGGUGAGGCACAUUUCUUCUCGAUCGCCAUAGGGUGUUGAUUCAGAAUGGUUGAACUAGACACAAUGGUCGGAACUUAACCGAGCCAGUCCAAUUGGUGUGGUCUAUUCAGGAUGAUAGAAUCCGUAUUAGAGACUUGUGAGUUGGCUGGCCUGUUCCUCGUGUAAACCCUUGACCUGCUUGUCAGCAUUUCCAGCAAUUUUGAUAGCUGGGUGGCAUUUGAAUCCAUUUGUGACCAGUCCUGGCCGAUUGAAAGAAGAUAGAUUGCGUCGUGUGACCAGGACGCUCAAAUUAACACCCUCUAAAUGCCAAGCUAUCUCUUUCUCUCCUCUAUCUGUCUCUCU
This is a messenger RNA of Truncatella angustata, 2149 nucleotides long. Its product is annotated as amino acid/polyamine transporter I. Gene Ontology annotation, biological process: transmembrane transport. NCBI's taxonomy places the organism in Eukaryota, Fungi, Ascomycota, Sordariomycetes, Amphisphaeriales, Sporocadaceae. Bases 128 to 1765 code for a protein of 545 amino acids. The transcript is spliced from 3 exons. Gene Ontology annotation, molecular function: transmembrane transporter activity. The record is from RefSeq and is a predicted model, not a curated record. Gene Ontology annotation, cellular component: membrane.